AUGCCAAGAAAGAAAGAACAAAGUCAGCAGGACGUGGCAAAUGAGGAUCCAAAUUCAGAGGAGCUCAUGGAGCAGUCAGAUGAAAGUAUUCCAAUUGAACCGAAGCAAGAAGAAAGUGAUGUAGAAGUCAAAGAAGAACCACUUGAAGAUAAUCCAUUUGAGCAAGAGCCAAAGCAGGAAGUAGACGAAGUAACGGCGGAGCAGCUGGAGAUGUCGGUCAAGGAGCAUUCAAUGGGCGCAUCAAUUAUGAGGAGCUGGAUAAUCAGGAGUUGGUGUAUCCCGGAUUUCCAGAAGAGUCGAAACCAGAGACGUCUGUCAGACUCCAGAAAAGACACCAGAGUUCAACUACGGAUAAUGGAAGGCAUGAAUGAAGCGGUUAUCAAAGAGGAAGUAAUCGAAGAAACAUGUAAUUUUACGUUCAAAAAUGGAGAAUACGUCGAAGUGAAACAAGAAGAAAGUGAACAAAAACCUGAACAUCUUCUAAAAACAGAAAUCAGAACGGAGAUAAAUGAUGAAUUUUUUGAAAAUAAUAAUUCGGGUGGUUUUUUCGAAGACGUCAAACCGGAGCCGAAAGAAAGCGAUUCAAAAAUUGAAAAGGCAUUCACAGAAAUCGGUGCGCUUUCGUGCAAAAUUUGUCAGAAGAGAAUGCCAAGGAAAUAUUUAAAAUGGAUCAUUUCGGAAGACGAUAAAAUGUUGCUUUCUGACAUUUUCAAAAUUGAAAUGUUUAUGGAAAAGAAUCCGACCUACGUAUGUGUUUCUCAUAUUCAGAAAAUUAUUGAUGAUAACGACGGCAAAGUGAAGAAAAGCAGGAAAUUACGAAGACAAAAUUGCCAAGUUUGUCACAUUCUGAAAAACCGUUCCGAAUUAUAUGAAAUUGGUUCAAAGAAUAUUCGAAUGAUGAUCAUGACAGGAUGCAUUCUUCGUGGGACUCAUUCAAUUGAGCAAGCGAAAACUUAUGCGACGAUUGAUACUGCAAUCACAUGUUAUUCGCAUUGUAAAGAGUCGAUCGACAUGGUUUUCGAGUAUUUGGGAGUCGGAAGUAUUGAGGAAUUUUCAAAGUGUUCCACACACGCGAUGAGCGGUUUGAUAGAUAUUAUGAACGAAGCGGUUAUUAAAGAGGAAGUCAUCGAAGAAGAACAUAAUUUUACGUUCAAAAAUGGUGAAUACGUCGAAGCAAAACAAGAAGAAAUUGAACAAAAACCUGAAUAUCUUCUAGAAAAAGAAAUCAAAACGGAGAGGAAUGAUGAUUUUUUUGAAAAUAAUUAUGCGGGUCGUUUUUUCGAAGACGUCAAACAGGAGCCGAAAGAAAGUGAUUCUAAAAUUGAGAAGGUGUGCAGAACAUCUAGUAUGAUGACAUGCAAAAUUUGUCAGUCAAGAAUGCCAAGAAACCUUUUGAAAUUGAUCAAGACGGAAGACGAAAAAACAGUGCUUUCUCACAUAUUCAAUAUUGAAGGAUUGAUGGAAAUGAAUCCGAUGUAUGUCUGUGUUUCUCAUAUUCAAAAAAUUAUUGAUGAUUAUACCGGCAAUUUGAAGAAAGUCAGCACAUCACAAAGACGAUAUUGCCACAUUUGUCGCUUGCCUAAAGAACUUUCCAAGAUACAUCAAUUCUGUUCAAAGGGUUUUCGAAUGGUGAUAAUUGUUGGAUGCAUUCUACGUGGCACUCAUUCCUAUAAGCAAGCAAUUUCUUUUAUGACGACAAAAAAGAGAGUAGUCACAUGUCAUUCACAUUGCAAAGAGUCGAUUGACAUGAUCUUUUUACAUUUGGGAGUCAGAAAUAUUCAGGAAUUUCGGAAUUCCCCCGCACACGCGAUGGACGGUUUGAUGGAAAUUGUGAAGAACAUCGAUUUGAAUUUUACCGCAGAAGAAAUUAUGAACGAAGCUAUUGUCAAAGAGGAAGUCAUCGAAGAAACAUGUAAUUUUACGUUUAUAAAUGGUGAAUACGUCGAAAUGAAACAAGAAGAAAUUGAGCAGAAACCUGAAUAUCUUCUAGAACAAGAAAUCAAAUUGGAGACGAAUGAUGAUUUCUUUGAAACAAAUGAGCCGGACGAAUUUUGCGAAGACGUCAAACUGGAGCCGAAAGAAAUUGAUUCUAAAAUUGAAAAAGUGUCCACAAGAACCACUCAGGGAAAAUGCCAAAUUUGUCGGAAGAGAAUGCCAAGGAGUCAUUUGACUUUGAUCAAGUCGGAAGACUAUAAAACUGUUCUGUCUGGAAUGUUCAAAAUCGAAGGUUCUUUGGAAAUCAAACUACCCUAUGUCUGUGUUUUGCAUAUUCGAACGAUUAUUGAUGAGUAUGACGGCACAUUCGAGAAGAAGGACAGAAAAUCACGAAGACAAAAUUGCCGAGUUUGUGAGUUGCCUAAAAAGCGUCCUGAAUUAUACGAAAUUGCUUCAAAGAAUAUUCGAAUGGUGAUAAUGGUCGGAUGCAUUUUACGUGGCACUCAUACUGUUGAAACAGCAUUACCGUAUUUAGAGAAUAAUAGAGGAUUCACAUGUUUUUCACAUUGUAAAGACUCGAUUGACGCGAUUUUCGAAUAUUUGGGAAUCAGAAAUCUUGAGGGAUUUUCAAAGUGCUCCACACAAAAAAUGGACGGUUUGAUGGAGCUUGUAAAGAAAAUCGUUUCGAAUUUUACAGUAGAUCAAUUCUUGCAUACAUUCCACUUGCUUUUUGUGAAGAAAACGAAGUUUCCGAUGAACGAAGCUAUUGUCAAAGAGGAAGUCAUCGAAGAAACAUGUAAUUUUACGUUUAUAAAUGGAGAAUACGUCGAAGCGAAACAAGAAGAAAUUGAGCAGAAACCUGAAUAUCUUCUGGAACAAAAAAUCAAAACGGAGAUAAAAGACGAUUUUUUUGAAGCAAAUGAGCCGGAUGAAUAUUUCGAAGACGUCAAACUAGAGCCGGAAGAAAUUGAUUCUACAAUUGACAAAGUGUCCACAAAAACCACUAUGGGAAAAUGCGAAAUUUGUCAGAAAAUAAUGCCCAGGAGUCUUUUGAGUUUGAUAAAAUCGGAAGACUAUAAAACUGUUCUGUCUGAAAAUUUUAAAAUCGAAGGAUCUUUGGAAAUCAAACUACCCUAUGUCUGUGUUUCUCAUAUUCAAAUAAUUAUCGAUUAUUACAACGGCAAAUUGAAGUCACCGAGUACACAAUCUGAGCAACUUUUGCGUACAUUCAUCUCAAAACACAAAACAUUGAUGCAAGUCAACAGUAAAAGUUUUGACAAGAAGGGCCGAAAAUCACGAAAACAAACUUGCCGAGUUUGUCACAUGCCAAAAACCCGCAAAACUGAGUUAUAUGAAAUUGCUUCAAAGAAUAUUCGAACAGUGAUAAUGACUGGAUGCAUUCUACGUGGCACUCAUUCCGUUGAAUCAGCAAUGCCUUAUAUAGAGAAUAAUAGAGGAUUCACUUGUUUUUCACAUUGUAAAGAGUCGAUUGACAUGAUUUUCGAAUAUUUGGGAGUCAGAAAUAUUCGGGAAUUUUUAAAGUGUCCCCUACUCGCGAUGGAUAAGUUGAUGGAUAUUGUGAAGGAGAUUGUUUCAAAUUUUACAUUAGAUCAAUUUUUGUAUGCAUUUAACUUGCUUAUCACGAAGAACAAGAAGUUUCUGAGUAAUUUGUAA
Caenorhabditis briggsae is the source of this 3609-nucleotide messenger RNA. Lineage: Eukaryota; Metazoa; Nematoda; Chromadorea; Rhabditida; Rhabditidae. The coding region runs from base 1 to 3609 and encodes 1202 amino acids. Gene Ontology annotation, biological process: negative regulation of vulval development. The transcript has 10 exons. The record is from RefSeq and is a predicted model, not a curated record.